AUGGUUGGUCGCAUUCUAAGGAGUUUCGCCACCGGUAUACCAACAACCAGGAGUAGUGCUGCAAAACGUCUGGGUAACGCAAGGGAUACACCCCAGGCCACGGAAUACCCAUGCUGUAUUGCAAAUUGUUCAUCUGUUGUCAAGGGGGGUAUCUGUUCCGAUAGUUGUGCAAAACGAUACCAGCGGGAUUGCAGUGGCCUAAAGAAGAAAGCGUUGAUGCUCUACACAGAACACAGUGCUCAAGUGGAUGUGCACAGGUUGCGGCAAGAUACCCACGACGCCUGCAAGACAGCCGAGUACUCCGAAUAA
Molecule: messenger RNA, 309 nt
Organism: Echinostoma caproni
Lineage: Eukaryota; Metazoa; Platyhelminthes; Trematoda; Plagiorchiida; Echinostomatidae
Source: the annotation of a GenBank genome assembly